Molecule: messenger RNA, 4858 nt
Organism: Syngnathoides biaculeatus (alligator pipefish)
Lineage: Eukaryota; Metazoa; Chordata; Actinopteri; Syngnathiformes; Syngnathidae
Product: KAT8 regulatory NSL complex subunit 1-like
Exons: 15
Coding region: 1248-4241 (997 amino acids)
Cellular component (GO): NSL complex
Molecular function (GO): histone acetyltransferase binding
Source: RefSeq, a predicted model, not a curated record
UGCCCGCCCGCCUGCCUCCUCCCAACUUGUCCGCGCUUUCAUGCUCCCACAACCGCCUCGCGCGUUCGUAACGCCAGUACCGAUGGGCCGAACCCUAACCCGUCGCCUUGCAUAAUGAGCCCCGCUCGCCCUCGUCCUCGCGCCCGCGGAUGUGGAGCCGCGGAACGACGGAACGUUUGUCACUAUUCACGAGAGGGUCGUCGGAACGAUGCCGACGGUGGGUUUGCGACGGCUUCGGGGGCUUCUUUGCUCGGGUUUGUUGCAUCAGCAGCAGCAGCAGCAGCAACAACGCGGCGAGCGGGGCUAACGUUAGCAGGAGCCUCCGUGACAUUUGUCGUUGUCGUGCGUUUUGUAAACACCGGCAAGACGUUUGGAGGUUUCCACGUCGCUCGGCCCGCACCGAACGCAGCAGCAGCAGCACCAAGACGAGCGUGUUUGUGUGCUGAAAGGCAGAUUACAUAAUGCGCGUUUCGGAAGUACCAACAUGGCGUAAGUGAGCGAGCGGCGCCCACUGGAAGCAAAGUGCGGCGACUGCGCGGCGUGACGGUGUGACACUUGGCGUGGAUGUGUUCAUCACGGAGCCCACCUUUCAACUCCUUUGACACCAUCUCCUUCGCGUCCACGUUGGGGACGAGACGCGAUGACGUCACGGGGCCUCAAUCCUCCCCGUUGAGCAGGCCGGCCUGCUCCUUUUUCCUUCUGCCUGCUUUAUGUGGCCAUCUCGAUCCAGGAAGCGUCAAAUGAGUCCUUGAAGUUGCAAGUGUCCUUUUCCACUCCUCCUGAAGACAAAUCCGACCCGCGGUGUGGCCAGCACCUCAAAUUCAUCCGCAGUUGACUGAAGAACAUAAGCUACUGUGUUGUUCUUUUCACCAAUAAUGUUUAUUUUUUGGUCAUUGCGUGGUUCAGCUUUUGAAGGCGGGCGACGUCCCGGUCAUUUUGCCGCGUCAACUUGGAGAACCCCACCCUUGAAAUUCCAGCUCUUCUCAGCGGCGGAACGGUGGACAUAUUUGAUCUGAAAAUUGAAAGUAACAAAUGAAACCAAAGGGGCCAGGAGAUAUAUUGUCGUGCUGGUGUGGAAGUGGCCCCUUCAACCAGGUUUGCCAUUUUGCUUGACUGGCGUUUACCGGAAAAAUUCUAGCGCUUUGGGAGCCUGGAAGGAGAAAAUGAUUGUCAGCGCAGGCUGUCCUCUGGGGGGGCGGUAAGCGGUGGGUGUGGAGCAGGCCGCCGUGCCAGUCCCUCUGCACUGCAUGGCUGCGAUGGCGCCCGCUCUUACCGACGCCCCAGCCGAAGCUCACCACAUCCGCUUCAAACUGGCUGCCCCGUCAUCGAGCUUGUCGCCAGCCAGCACCGAGAACCAUCCCGACGCCAGCAACAUCCUCAUCCACGGCAGCGCCCCCCCCAAGUGUAAGGUGGCCCCCGAAGACUCGUGUACUCUCGAUUUGUGCGGCGGAGACCAGGAUCAGCAGCAGCAGCAGCCGCCGCCGCCCUCCCAAGGCGACUCCCUGGGGAAGCUCCAGCCCCUGGUCGCCUCGUACCUUUGCUCCGAUGUGACCCCCGUUCCCUCCACUAAAGAGUCCAUCACGCUCCAAGGGGUCCUCAUCAAACAGUCGGUCUUGAAAAGUCACAGAAUCCUCAACGGCGGUGACUUCCUGUUGCGGAAGCGGCACACCAUCGAACUUUCUGGAGGCCAACUCAAAAGCCUCAUGAGCGGCGGCGCCAACGGCGGCGGCCAGCCGGUGGUACCAGUCAAUGGCCUGGCCAAGAAGCUGGCCGCAGUGCCUGGUUCCGGCUGCGCCAUGGCGGCGCUGAACGGGGAUAGGCCUCCGGCGCACUCGCACGCUCUGGAGACGCCGGCGCCCGUUGCUGCCAGAGGAGCCCUUAACUGCAAGCAUUCCCCGGGACUUUGUCCAAAUUCGCAACUGUCGCCGCGAUCCCCCUGUUCCCACGGUAACCAGGACCCCGGUGCCGAGUGCGCAAAAUCGGCGGCGCGGUCGCACGCUACUGACCGCGAGAGGCCGGGGUGCAGCCAGGCCGGCGCGUCGUCUUCGGACGCCGUCGACGCUCGCGUGGGGGAGCGCGCGCGCCUCAACGGCAGCCGGCAGGUGGAGAUCGAAGGCCGCCUGAGGCGCUUGCGUAAGCGCCUGCAGGUGGUCCAGGCCAAGCAGGUGGAGCGCCACGUUCAGCAGCAGCUGGGCGGAUUCUUGGACUCGGCCGUGAGCCGCCUGUUGGCCGGGGGCCGCAAGGACCACGCCGGCCCAGCUGCGCCUUGGAGGACGGGGCGCCACUUGAGCGCCAACAGCAGAGACGGCCUGGGACGCUUCCUGAAGAGCGGCACCGUGCCUUUGGAACUGGAGAGGUUGUACCUCAGCGGCUCGGCCAACCUGCGCUCUGUGGAAAAAGCCUUUGACUCGGAUGUGACGGAGAGCAGCUCCGGGGGAGAUUCCGAUCUCGAAGAGGAGGAGCUGAGCAGGGUGGACGUCGAGCAGCGCCACGUCAAAAUAUGGAAGCGUGCGGAGAGUCGCUACACUCUGGAGAGGGCGGCCAUCAUCAGUCACUGGAACUGGCUGCAGGCGCACAUCUCGGACUUGGAGUACCGCAUCCGACAGCAGACUGACAUCUUCAGGCAGAUCCGAGCCAGCAAGGGAUCCGUGGAGCUGGGAGGGCUCGGUCCUCAAGAAUCCAAGACGGAACCUGCUAGCACUCAGGAUGGGUCUUGGGAGCGCGUGGACCAUAUCGCUGCAGAACCUCGGAAAGCUCAAAACGGGCAGCCAGUCAACGGCGUUCUCGGCAGGGUGGCGGAGUGCGUUGACGCCAAGCAUCAGCAGACGGCGGACAGCACGUGCGUGGCGGCGCGGACGCGGCCUCUGAUUGGCUGGCGGCGGCGGAGACUCAUCCAGCCCAACACAGUGGCCAACCUGACCGGAAAAGUAACACGCACGCACGAUACGGCCGGUCGAAGCGGCUGCGUCCCGCGCCCGUGCCGCGUCAACCCCGGCUGCGUGAUGUGCGAGGGUCGGCCCGCCCCCAGGGAGGACCCCCAGUUCCAGCUGCCGCUCCUGGAGCGCUUGUCCAGACUGGAUCUGGCCGUCCACCCCAUCCUGUCCUUCGCCGACGACGUGGGCGUGGGUCUUCGCGUCCAGCAGGCCAUGAAGAGCUGCUGGAGCGCUCGGUCGCUGGAGCGGACCAAACCCCUCAAGAAGUUCUCGCUCAAACAUAAGCUGUCCUCAUCCAAAGAGAAGCACAAGUUCGCCAGCUCGCUCAUGGCAGUCAGGUUGGGCCACUAUAAGAGUCGAGCAGAUAAGUCGCGGACGCCGGAGGGCGCCUGCAAGACGGAGCGACUGCACGCCGUCUCCACGGCGCCCGGCCCGUACGACAGGAACUUUAGCCGCAAAAGAUUACGAGAGCCCUCGUUGGACAGGAGUGACUGCUCUCCGAAAUUCUUCAUGGACUCCGGCGGCGUGGCUCCGUGUCCUUCGCUGUCCGGCGUCCACAGCCCCGUCGCGCGACAGCUGUCCGCGUCCUCAGACAACGCCGCGCCGUUGCAGCCCGUCAAGAGGCGGCGCGGCGAAAGCUCCUUCGACAUCAACAACAUCGUCAUUCCCAUGUCUGUGGCCGCCACCACGCGGGUGGAGAAGCUGCAGUACAAGGAGAUCCUCACGCCCAGCUGGCGAGCCGUGGACGUCUUGUCUCAGCCCGUCGCGCAGGACGAGAACCAGCGGGAGGUGGAGGACUUGUCGGACGCCGCCUUCGCCCAGCUCCAUCAGCCGUACGAGGACCAGGAGCGUUCGCGCUGGACCUGGAUGGCGCUGGCGCCGGCCAAGCGACGGGGCAGCAGGUCGUACAAGUCCUUGGACGGGCGCAGCACGCCGCUGUUGUGCGGCACCAACCCCCCGACGCCCCAGCCGGCGUCGCCCGAGCACGGCCACUACCCGCUGCUGCACGACUACGGGCACGUAGCGUCGCCCGCGAGCCCCCCCAGCCCCGACACGCCCUGCUCCCGCGACUCUCACCGCCUGGUGUCCAGCGAGGACACCAGAUGCUCCACCCCCGACUUGGCCUUCGAGGAGAGGACCGUGGCGCCGUGGGAGCGGCGAAACUUCCCGCUGGCCGAAGACCCCGCGCCGGAGCCCGAGGCGGAGCGCGCGAGGCCGGGGGCGCGGAGCCCGUCGGGACGCCCCCCCGACUCGGAUGACGGUGAGCCGAGCUGUUGCCACGACGAUGGCGACUGCAAAUCGCCCUGAGCGGACUUGUGCCCUUCCUGUUGUUUGAUAUUCAAACAUCAGUCAAUUAUUUCACAGUUUUUAGUGAACACGACGCAACAUGUUACAAGUUGGACUCGUGUAAUAGGCUGGGCGUGUCCGGGGGGGGGGGGGGGGUCAGCGGCGUUUGUUCCACGGCUCGUAGCGCACAUGUAGCGACGCCCGCAUACCACGUGGCCAAAGGGUGUUUUUCUAUCCUUUUUAGUUUGCUUGUAAUUCCCAUGUACAUUUUAGUGGAGUGACAAAUAAGAAAAGACGGGAAAAAGUCUGACACCCCCCGCCCCCUUCCCAUCCACAUAAACAGGUACAUUUUGUGUGUGGACCCCCCCGGAGCAGAGCACUUGACUUUGGUUGCUUUCAUUUUCCAUUCCUGACACGUUCGUAUGUUGUGUGUUCAAGCGUGCAGUUGUCCGUCUUUGACUUGUGAAGCAUUCCUACUGCCCCCCAAAAAAAAAUGCCCUCGCGGGGGCCGCACUAGUCCGAGGAGGCGUUCACUUUGCGGGGAUGCGAUGCGGCGGUCGACCCCCCCCCCACCCCCACCCCCCUUCACAUCUCCUUCCGGCCAUCCGUCAACUUGAUUACUAUGCAAGAUGAAAAGU